Molecule: messenger RNA, 986 nt
Organism: Fundulus heteroclitus (mummichog)
Lineage: Eukaryota; Metazoa; Chordata; Actinopteri; Cyprinodontiformes; Fundulidae
Product: pentraxin fusion protein
Exons: 4
Coding region: 220-939 (239 amino acids)
Source: RefSeq, a predicted model, not a curated record
UCCCUACCAGAUUGUCUCAUCUCAUGUGUGGUGUUGCUGUGAAAACUACCACGUCCUGUCUGCACAGCCAACUGGACUCUGCUCUUGUUCAGCCCCACUGCUGUGGUUCCAGUGUCUGCGUGCUGCUGAAGUUUAUCUGCUUGUGAGAUCCAGCUGCUGACUUUGUCUGUCCUGGUUUUUCCUCAGCCAACUUCAUCAACUCUGGUUUGCGCUGCAAAAAUGAGGCUUUGUUUCAUUAUCUUUAUCACCAUCUUAGCUGGAUUUAGUGGGACUCUGGCCAUCGGAAGCCCGGCCACCGCCCCCACAGUCUUCCCCAAUGAAACCGCGCCCUCAGGGACUCUGGCUAUCAGAAGCCUGGUCUUCCCCAGUGAAACCAGCACCAGCUAUGUGGAGAUGAUCCCUCAGAAACCGCUCAGCCUGAAGGCGUUCACGCUGUGCAUGCGUGUGGCCACGGAGCUCAGCGGUGAGAGGGAAAUCAUCCUGUUUGCGUAUCGAACCCAAGACUUUGACGAGCUGAAUGUGUGGAGAGAGCUGGAUGGAAGGCUGUCCUUCUACUUGAGUGGAGAUGGAGUUUUCUUCCAAGUCCCUGGUCUUGGUGCCCUGCAGACUCGCCUGUGCGUCACCUGGGAUUCCAGCUCAGGUGCUGCGGCCCUCUUCAUAGACGGCAGAAAAAGUCUGACCAAAAUCUACAGGAAGGGUCACACCAUCCGGGCGGGAGGCCGAGUUAUCCUGGGCCAGGAUCCGGAUAAUUAUCUGGGUGGCUUUGAUAUAAAUCAGAGUUUUGUUGGUGAGAUUUCUGACGUGAACUUGUGGGACUAUGUCCUGUCAGACACUGCAGUCCAAGACAUGAUGACUGCAAAAAGAGGAAAUGUGUUGGAUUGGGAAACCGUAGAGCUUAGACCAAAUGGAGAGGUGGUGGAGAUUAAUGUUAAUCUGUAGCUCGACUAUUUAUGUAGGCAACAACUUUAUCCUUUGCACAAAUAAAA